Molecule: messenger RNA, 2287 nt
Organism: Prosopis cineraria
Lineage: Eukaryota; Viridiplantae; Streptophyta; Magnoliopsida; Fabales; Fabaceae
Product: BTB/POZ domain-containing protein At5g60050
Exons: 2
Coding region: 401-1963 (520 amino acids)
Source: RefSeq, a predicted model, not a curated record
UACUAUUAUUUUCUGUUUUUGCCAAAUUAUGUUGGCGCUGGUAAACAAGUUUGUUUGUUAAACUGUGAUGAAAAUAUGAAAGUUUAAAGAGGCAGUCUUGUUCUAUGAUUGGCGUCGUAAAUGUUCGGCUCUUGUUACGGUUGAGCUUUACUUCACUAGAGAUGUGUUUCAUAUCUUCUAUCCUUACCCUCCCUCCUGCAGCCACUAACGCUACAUUGUUGGAUUCUCUCGCCCGUGUCUCUGCUUUCUCUCCCAAUCUAAUCCCCCGGCAUUUUUCGGAAUUCUUAUUUCCACUUGAAUUUCUCUUCCAUUUUUAUUUUCUCUCUGGGUGCUCAAGAAAUCUCACUGCAAGGUUCUUGCAUUCGCAUUUCACAGCUCUGUGAAGGCGCGCAGGGCUUCAAUGGCGAGCGAACAUGCACUCACAGCCAGAGAGGUCUCAGCCAUGAUAAAGCAGGGUUUCAUAUCAGAUCCAGCUCUCUCUUUUUCGCCCUCCAGGACUAUCUCUAUGGUGUAUUCCCCUUCAUCCUCACCCUCCAAGACCUUCUCUUCGCCGCCACCCCCUUUCUCUGCAUCGCCUCAGUCCCAAACCCCAACUCAGAUGCAGGCUCGACCUGCUCAGAGCCAAACCCUUUACGAAAUGAUGUCGGAAGAGCAAAAUCGCGAAUCGAAGCUACCCGAUGAUAAGCGUCGGAAGCUGCAAGAUCGGGUGUCGAAGCUUCUGGAUGAAGCGCCGUUUCGAGACCCUAAUUGGGGAGGACCUGGGGAUCUGAGGCUUACGGUUGUUUCGAGAGACGGGUUUAAGGCUUCCAUGGACGUUCACAAGAGCGUGCUCACAGAGAAGAGCAGAUUCUUCGCCGAGAAGCUUCGAUGUGAUCGUGGGGUCUCGCACUCGGUGGAGAUCAGCGACUGUGAUGAUGUGGAGGUGUAUGUUGAAACUGUGGUAUUGAUGUACUGUGAGGAUUUGAAGAGGAGGUUGAUGGGUGAGGGGGUUUCUAAGGUUUUGAGUUUGCUCAAGGUAUCGGCAGCUAUCAUGUUUGACCUAGGUGUUAUGUCAUGCGUAGAGUAUUUAGAAGCCGUUCCUUGGUCUGAAGAUGAGGAGGCAGACGUCAUAUCUCAGAUAGAUCAUCUCCAGCUUCAUGACCCUGGAACUGAAGUUCUUCUCAGAGUAUUAUCUGAUCCAUCUACUUCCGUCAGAGCCGAUGACAUCUUUGUGAGCCUGAUGAGUGGUGUUCUGCAAGCAAAAGAUGACAAAGCUCGCAGGGAAAUGAAAACUCUCAUAUCUCGUUUGCUUAAAGAAGCAUCAGAUGAUAGCAGCAGACUCGAUGUUUCUAAAGACACGCUCUAUCAUCUUUGCCAUAGAUGCCUUAGUUCUCUUGUGCUGUGCUUAUCUGAAGCUACAAGCAUGGACGAGAAUCAAAAUCGAGGAGUUUUAAUGAGUGAAAUUACUCGUGAAGCAGACAAUAUUCAGUGGAUCGUUGACAUUUUAAUCGGUAAGAAAAUGGGUGAUGACUUUGUCAAAAUAUGGGCAGAUCAGAAAGAGCUUGCUACGCUUCAUUCAAAAAUUCCAACCAUCUACCGCCAUGAGAUCAGUAGGAUCACAGCUCAACUGUGUAUUGCCAUUGGAAGGGGACACGUGCUGGUGCCAAAAGAAACGAGAUUUUCCUUAUUGUCGACAUGGCUAGAAGCUCUGUAUGAGGACUUUGGAUGGAUAAGGAGAUCUUCCAGAGCUGUUGAUAGGAAGUUGGUGGAGGACGGAUUAAGCCAAACCAUACUCACAUUGCCUUUACUUCAACAGCAGGCUGUGUUACUCAAUUGGUUUGAUCGCUUUCUUAACAAAGGAGAUGACUGUCCCAAUAUUCAGAAGGCGUUUGAGAUUUGGUGGAGAAGGGCUUUCAUCAGACAAUAUUCAGCUGAGCAGGAUGAUUCCCAGUUGCAAAUAAGUAUUUGUGAAUACCCUACCUGAAAGGUAUGCUAAAACUUCUAAAUAACUGAAAAUAAUAAGAAAUUUUAAUCAUCUUUGUACAUAACUAGUGACUCUUCCACACUCUUAGCUUCUGCUGUCUUCGGCUUUGUUCAAAUUUGGUUUGGCAUUUUUUUGCCCUGUGACAUAGUCAAGACAAAUUUAAGGGUAGACGAACUGGAAAUACUGAGGAAACGAAUGGGGCAACAAAUGGAGUGGCGUUGCCGUUGCUGCUCUCUCGUUGAAUUGUUAAUUGUUAUCAACAUCGCCAUGGAUGACCCUCCCUUCUUAACCUAUUGAGCUCUAAAUUUUAUCGGUAUUUUUUUA